Molecule: messenger RNA, 2793 nt
Organism: Mycosarcoma maydis (corn smut)
Lineage: Eukaryota; Fungi; Basidiomycota; Ustilaginomycetes; Ustilaginales
Exons: 1
Coding region: 1-2793 (930 amino acids)
Biological process (GO): mRNA splicing, via spliceosome; spliceosomal complex disassembly
Cellular component (GO): nucleus; U2-type post-mRNA release spliceosomal complex
Molecular function (GO): DNA binding
Source: RefSeq, a predicted model, not a curated record
AUGAAAGAUGACGCCAAUUUUGUCAAGAGAAGCAAACCGAGAGGUUCAGCUUCGAUUACCACCGCCACCUACGACGAUGAAUCAGAUGCGGUGGCUGGAGCAUCAAAUGGUUCCACUAGGCGGUUGGCGGUAAAUGGAAACGCUCAAGCGACCAGUGUGACGAUAGGAGCUGCCCCUACGACUCCGCAUCGCUCUUUGACAGGGAUUGAUGCACAUGAAGAUGACAAAGAGGAAAGCACAGAUGCUUCGAGCGUUGUCUUUCGGGCGCGAACAAAGGGUGCAAAAGGGACAUCGUUCUCUUCUUCAGCAGCAGCAAGCUCAAGCAGAUAUGCCACAGAAAGAAUGUCAGGAUCAAUAUCUAAACAGCAAUCAAGAGGAAUUUCGAUGUACGACGAUGAUGCUGCCGACAGCGAUGACACUUUUGAAAUCCGACGCUCAAAGCUCAGCAUGGCUGGCAAGCAGGCCAGGAGAGCUGAGGGCUCAUCGCUCUCGACAGCAUCAUCAGAUACACCAAAACGAUCGACUCCUCUACGUCCUACCUCAUUUCAAGCACAACUCGCAGACGCAGCAGAGUCACCAUCUGGCACCCCAUCAUCCAAUCUGUAUACAUCCAACUACCUCGAGGAGCUACGUUCAUCCACGCCCACAACACGCCCUCGAACUGUCAGUCCUGCUACCACCCAGUCAACCGGCCCAGGCACGCGCAUCGACGUUCCCAUGGUCGCGCAAACCUCUCGUAUAGCUCUCAAAGACCAUGCAGACGAUGCGCUUGCAAGGGCCAAAUUCGCCGCAGACUUUGCUCAUAAUGCUAUUCCCAGCGAGCGCGUCAUCCGCGCAGCCAAGGAGAAACGACCAAAGCUUCGUGCUGCCGCCUUGACCACCAAGUCUGAUGACUUUAUACCACUCGAACCUUUCUCCAAGUCAUCCUCUGCACUGAAGAUGUACAACGGCAUGGAGGUCGACAACGGCCCACAUCCACAUUCACGUCUGCAGCGGGAGGAAGACGAACUAGGCGACGGCGAAGACGAGUUUGCCGAAUUCACCGGUGCAACCGAACGCAUUCCCAUCGGCGAAAAGGCAACAAGGGAGUGGGAGGAGCGUCAAAGACGGGAGAUGGAAGCUGCUGUGCAGGGCGAUAUCGACGAAGAUCUGGGCGGGCUGGAAGAGAUGGAUGAAGAUGAGCAAGAGUGGGAACGGGCGCAGUUGCGACGUACGCAGACAUCACAUCCUCAGUCUCGAGAGGCCUCUCCCUUCCGACCGGCACCGAUACCAGCAUCGAUACCGUUGCCAUCGGUCGGCACUUGUUCUACGCGGCUGGAACUCACUCUGCGUGCAUUGGAACAGAGUAUUGCCGCAUCUACAAGUGUGAUCGACUCGGCAGCGAACGAGUUGGAGACAAUCGAGGCGACGGAGAAGGAAAACAAGCUGGAUGUGGCGGUGGUAGAAGAUAAGGCGAGCUGGUUCAAUGAGCUCGAUGAGUUUGUGGCCAGCUUGGCCCGGUUCAUGGAGGAAAAAGUGGCGAAAUUGGAAGAAGUUGAGGUGCAGGCGUUGGAGUUGCUGAGGAGGCGGAACAGGAUAUUGAGCAGCAUUCGGGCAAAUUGGCUCGAUAACAAGCUGAAAAUUUGCCUCGACAUUGUUCCCACUAAAAGCGCUGUAGUGGAUCCUAGGGAGAACCAAGCGGAUCCAAGCAUGGACACAACCGAUGAUGCUCCUGUCGAAACGCAGACGCUCAGUGUUUCGCAACUGGACCAUCUCUCGCCGGCCGACGAGCUAUCCUUCACCCUGGCCCAACGGGAGAUUGUCUCCAAUCUCUCAUCGAUCUUUGCAGACGUUCAAGCACCUGAAUACCUCGAUCCUGCCUGUCGCGCUGCCGACACCACCAGCACCAUGAUUCCCACGCUUCCAUUCGUCUCCAACCGCAACAUUACUGCGGAUUUGCACCCACGAAGCAUCGUUUCGCGCUUUCAAGAAUGGCGACGACUAUACCCGGAAGAAUACGCACAGGUAUGGGGUGGACUCUCGCUCGCUCAGAUAUGGGAGUUUUACGCUCGACUCGAACUCGUUCCUUGGUCCGCGCUACAACGGGCGUCAGAGCCAAAGCAGAGUGCGUGGCGAGAAGGUGCGGCUACGAUUGCUCAUUUCGGGUGGUUCACUGGUGCUUCUGAUUACACCGAUCGCGCACGAGUCACUACAGGAGAGCUUGCAGCGGGGGAUGAUGAAGUUCUGUCAUCGCUGAUAUCCAACGUUCUGGUGAAGCAUUUGAUCGAGCUGAGUCGAGGUGCAUUCUCGCCGUGGUCAGCGGAGCAGACUGGGCAAGCUGUGGAAGCGGUGGAUCUGGUGCAGACGGUGUUGGGCGCGGAAAAUGCGACGAGUGUGAGUCUGGUAGAGGCGUUCUUGUCGGUGUUCAGAGUUGAAAUCGAACACUUGAGCGAGGUUAUGCAGCUUCCUUCCACAGCGACGGCCGCCACCAGUGAUUCGGACAGGAUCGAAGCGGCAAAGGAGAUAGCACAGCAAGUGGUUGAUUGCUUGCUGAACAACCUGUCCAGCUGGUCUCGCGUUGCCAGUCUCUCCGCUGCAGAUGGCCAAGCGACCACAGCGUUGGCCAAGCUUUACCAAGGACUGGUGGAGAUGUUGCUGUGCGACGUGGUUACAGUCUUGUUCGACCGCCUGUCUCGAAGCUCGGUUCGAGGAGUGGAAGAGGUGGAGCGAGAGAUGUGGAGACAGGUGCGCGAGACCGUUCCUCGUCACGUCGUGGCUCGUUCGCAGCGUCUUAGUGCGCUGCUCUCACGAUGA